This is a messenger RNA of Nymphalis io (European peacock), 1062 nucleotides long. RefSeq lists its product as uncharacterized. The record is from RefSeq and is a predicted model, not a curated record. Bases 172 to 957 code for a protein of 261 amino acids. The transcript has 2 exons. NCBI's taxonomy places the organism in Eukaryota, Metazoa, Arthropoda, Insecta, Lepidoptera, Nymphalidae.
AAUAGCGUGACGGCUUGUUCAAAGCGGGGUCGAGUUCCGAGCCGAGCGUAUUAUCCCUAGAGUCAGUCACAAGGACGCGGAGCGCCACGCCUCGUCGUCAGUUAGGCGUGGUCACGCCGCGCGAGCACACCGUGCGUACUGCGACGCUACUUCGUCUUAAACUCAGUGGAGAUGGCCAAAAUCACCCAACAGUCUAUCCUGCGCAUCAGCGAUGAAAAAACCUUGCAACUCAUUGAAUUAUACGAGGCGGAAGAAUGUCUGUGGAACACUACUACAGAGACUUAUAAAAUUAAAUCGAAAAGAUACGAAGCGGCCGAAAGGAUAGCUAAAAUACUUAACUUAAGGCACUUCACUUUCCGGCACGUCAUAAUUAAGUUCAAAAAUCUACGGAACUCGUAUUGCCAGGAGUUGAAAAAGAUAGCGAACAGCGUCGCCGCCGGAGAGGAACCAGUUUACCGUCCCAGAGUGUUUUGGUUCUCGAAAAUGGACUCCUUUUUGCGCCCUCACUUGCAACCGACGAGGGACUCCAAAUUGCUUUUCAACUACGGGGUCCUAGUGAAGUCGGAACCAGAAGAAAACGAGGACGUCCAGCAGAUGAAAACAGUUACAGACGACAACAAUUCUUACUCCGAAGAGGACGCGGAGGAGUGUUACGUACCGCGAGUGAAGCGUUCAAGAAAUUCCUCGAUAUCGUUUAGCGAACCAAAACUUGAAGAAACGUAUUCAAACAACCUCGUGCCCUCGGUCCGGGAUACUUCGUCUCAUCAGCAACCUACGACUAGUCUCAGGGAUGAUUGCUACGACAGCUUCGGUAAAUAUGUAUCGGCCAUGUUGAGAAACAUGCCCGAGCAGCAAGCGAUGGAACUACAGCCUCAGAUAGUAAAACUGCUAGUUAUAGGAACGAUAGGGAACACCGAGGGACUCGUCAGUCAGUCGGACGAAAAGUUUAAUUUGUGAACAAUUCUUUGUAUUUCUAUUUAACAGAAGACUCCCGUUGCGUGUCAAGUUGUUUGCAAGUUAAUUUUUUUUUUUUUAAAUAUUGAAUAAACAUAAUUAAGCAUU